CAGCGCAUGCCGGUUUUGAAGAGCCUAAUACUAGAAAAUGGCAUCAAAAAAGUCAUCUAUAAAUGAGGAUGACUCUUUCAUAAUCCUCGGCACGUCUCCUGGCACCAGUUUGGAUCUUAAAUGUAACGGAGUGGAGAAUGGCCAGAGCCUGGAUAAAUCCCAACUAGAUGAUGCCUUGAAGGAUUUACCGCCCGAGGCAAGUGUGGCGUUCAAGGCCCAUUUCCAACUUGAGGACGGUCCUUCCCCAGCCAGCGUGAUGGUGGCCAGUACCAUAAUAACAGAUGACAAAAGCACAGAGGAGCUACAAAAACACUUUGGCGAGCUCCUCGACGAGAAUAUUAUACUGAAGGAGACAUUAAAACAUAACAACGACUCUAUGAAGGAACAGUUCUUGUUGAUAGCGUCUUGCCAGGAAGAUAUGCUGAAGACUCAUAUGAUGCAUAAGGAGAAAUUCGACGAGACCAGAGAAUUGGUUAAGAAGCUCCGUCAAGAAAAUAAUAAGCUAAAGCAAGACAUUACGCGCCUAGUCGAUGGCCCAAUCCAGAGUCAACCUAGCAGUACUGGGACAGAGAAGUCUGGUCCGUCAUCAGCGCUGGAGUUCGUUACAUCACCUGAUGACGAUACUAUCAACAAGUUGACAGCGCAGUUGGAUUUAGUCGAAAAGCAACGAAGACAGGUAAGCGCGUCAGACAGCCUAGUUCAAUCACUAGGCGUAGUGGCGAGUCUGCAUGACUACAAGCUGGAACGGACGACAGCAGAACAGUUUAAGAACGGGCUUGGAGAGAUGAAGCAGCAACUGGAGAAGCACCAUAGCAUGACUCUGAAUAACAUUGGCCAAGUAAGAUGUACUCUGACCAUAUUCGAAGGCAUAUUUAAGGAAUACAAUGAACUGCUCAAAAAGGUGUCGACCAAUAAGGAAACUAAACUAGCUGACGGCCCGAACGUAGAAGCACUAACAGCUGCGUUAGUCGCUCGCGGCCAGGAGAUUAACACACUCAAUGCCGAGCUUAAGGUACUGAGAAGUGAGAAGGAGGACACGGAGCUACUUAAGACGCAGCUUGAUUUGUACAGAAGUGACUUCGAAGCAGAGCGUGAGGCUCGUGAAAAGAUGGCUUGCCAAAAAGAGAACGUCCUCACGGACUUAAGGAACGUUCAAAAACGCAACCAAGAAUUAGUGCAACAGCUGGAGGAAAUUCGCAAACUGAACCCGAACUUGGUGCGCCACACGACGCAGCCGCAAGAUCGUCGACCGGCGCCAGCGGCGCCCGGAGCCGCGUCCUCCGGCACGACCACUGCCCCGCGGAGGCCCGCCGGGAACGGCACCAACAGCGCCACUGGGAAUCUGGUGAAAAAGAAGAAGCUGGCACAAACAGGGGGGAGUAAGGAGACCACGCCGCCACCGCUACGCUUCGACUGUCCCGUCUGCGACCAAUCUUUUAAGUCUUUGAUAUUGUUACAACAACAUGUUGACUCUUGCUUACUGUAAAAAUAGCAAAUGUAUUUUUCCAUAGUUUAAUUAUACCCCAUCCUCAGUAAUAAAGUGAUUUAAAUCAAAAAAGGAAUUUUUGGGAAACUGACUUAGUUAUUUAAAAAAAUUAUCUGUGUUACCAGCCAUACGUGCCAUUUGACUAGCACCAACUAAAUUAUAUUUGAAAUGAA
This is a messenger RNA of Hyposmocoma kahamanoa, 1659 nucleotides long. RefSeq names its product NF-kappa-B essential modulator (gene key). The record is from RefSeq and is a predicted model, not a curated record. Gene Ontology annotation, molecular function: K63-linked polyubiquitin modification-dependent protein binding; DNA binding. Gene Ontology annotation, cellular component: nucleus; cytoplasm. Gene Ontology annotation, biological process: DNA repair; regulation of canonical NF-kappaB signal transduction. Bases 38 to 1486 code for a protein of 482 amino acids. The transcript has 10 exons. Lineage: Eukaryota; Metazoa; Arthropoda; Insecta; Lepidoptera; Cosmopterigidae.